AUGGAACGCAUGAACAAUAGCAUUCAAACACUUUUUGAUCAAAGCGGUACGGGGAUACCACGGCAAGAUUCGGAAGCUACUACCCAUGGACCAGAGAGAUUCGAUACGACUACAACCGCAUCUUCGAAUCUAAACUUUGAUGCUUCUCGUUGUCCGAAUCCUCCCCUGGAAACACUAUCCCAUUUUGUUGAAAUCUACAAAGCCAAAUUGCAUUUGCAGCCACUUCCUCUUUUUGACAUCGAUGGGCUGUCUGCGCAAGUGUCACGAUUCCCGCAAUUCCUGUUGCGAAGCUUUUUGGCAGUUACGCUACUCUUCUCUGGUCAUCCAUUCUACGGCACCUCAAAGGCUGAUGCGAUUGAAUUUUAUGUCCGUUCUUCCCGAGAAACCACAAUUUCUCUAGCAGCAGAAUGUACACCAUCAUUAGAAGUCAUACAGUCGCUUUGCCUGUUGACGCUCAGUGACAUCAGCGCUGGUAAACAAGCUAGAGCACGAAUGAAUAUAGGAAUGGCUUCUGUUAUCAUUAACCUGCAUUCUAAACAUCUCGAGGGUCUGAAAACAACUUCUAUGAGCGUGGACGAUAAAGCCAGGUGUUGUUGGAGUGUAUUCAUUCUCGAGAGGGCAUUUACACCGGGACCAAACACGUUGCAGCCCGGUCAUAGUCCACUAGUCCACAUAAACUACCCCCCCAGUCACCCAAGACCGUCUGAUUCUGCUCAUACAGACGUAUCGAGUAUCCCGUAUCUGACCUCUGGAAAUGCCACAAAUGACUUAGGUGUCAAUGCGUAUUGUCUACAAUUGAUAUCCAUCUGGGGCGAGAUUGCAGCAUACUUGCAUCAAGCACGAUUGGGUAAGGUUGAAGAGCCCUGGCUCGCCUCUUCCACUUAUCAUAAAUUGGCUGCAAACUUCUAUGAAUUUGAAUCCAGUCUCGCACAGGUGCACAGGUUUAAAAACGUGGGUUUCCAAACUCGAUCAUAUGAGGAAAUUGCCCGAGACAAGAGCUAUUGGUCACCUUGGCUCGUACUACAAAUUACCUUUCAUGCCGGCCAAGCACUUUUGCACCAUCCUAUAUUCCACAUUGCGACUUUCAGAAAGAACAAUACUGUGUUUCAACCACCGACAUUUCUCCAACAUACAAUUGACCAAGCUCUGCUUCAUUCCGGUUGGAUAGCCCGCUUCAUCAGCAUGUGCGAGAAUCUCGGAUAUGAGAUCUGCGAUCCAUUCUUGGGUCGUCUUGUGGUAGUGGUUGCAACAAUUCACUGGAUCUUCUCGCUUGCCAGCGAUGAGACCGUCACAGAAAGAGCACGCUCCGACUUUAACCAUUGCCAACGAUUCAUAAUUGGCCUAGCAAACAAAUGGCCCCAAUUCUCUCAAUUAGCGAAUGGACUAGAGAAUCUUCAAAGCCCUACCCGGCAAGCAAAUGGGACUACAAGCCAUAAUGGGAUUUCAUCUUUCAAAAUAUCCUUAUUAUGGGAGUUACUAGACACCAAUUCCACAGUGGCAAGGUUAGAUAUGUCCCCUCAAUCCUUUGCACCUGUCGAGCAACGUAUCUCGACACAAUAUCUCGCCCCGUUACGUGAAUCUCCAAGCUACCGGGAUGCGGGGCGUUUCGGUCAUUCGACAGGUAUUCCUGCUUCAGAAUUUCCUGCCAGUCCUCUUCCAGGAUUUUUGAUGAGUGAUGACUUUCUUAGUCAUGUCGACAUACCGGAGUUGUCUCAGUUAGACUUUCGGCCAAGUCUAAACUUCCAUGGUGGUCUAUAG
Molecule: messenger RNA, 1758 nt
Organism: Aspergillus wentii DTO 134E9
Lineage: Eukaryota; Fungi; Ascomycota; Eurotiomycetes; Eurotiales; Aspergillaceae
Product: fungal specific transcription factor domain-containing protein
Exons: 5
Coding region: 1-1758 (585 amino acids)
Cellular component (GO): nucleus
Source: RefSeq, a predicted model, not a curated record